AUGAACAUAUCCUGCGCACCGAUAAACUGUAGCCAUAGCUUGCCGGCAGUCAAACCGGAUCGAAAACCGCCAGGAAUGCAAAGCACAAAUCUGACAAAGGUAGAGACCAGCUCGACAGAAUGUGGUGACCUGGACUUGAUGCCUCCGCAGCAUACACAUGCGACAGGCCGCACAAUCAGAUCACCUUCACAUGUGGGAAUUGAGUUUGAUUAUGAGAGUGCAGCGCGGACGUUGCAUUAUGGACGACGGAUGUACCCAACCUUUGACCCUUCGCACACGCAGUCAUGCCCGCUACGGUUUGUGCGACAAUUCGAGCACGCAGCGCAGCACAAUGGGCUUCACUUGAAGGCAUGGGCUCGAAGAUUCAACUCGUGCCUUCACGGAAAGGCGGAGGACUGGGCUUUUGACGAGUGUCCGCUAGAAACAACGGGCCUCUCAUGGGAAGUGCGGUGUCGACAGUUUUUAGACUGGGCGCUGCUGCCCGCUGAGCAAGAGCUGAGGCGACAAAGGCUGCUGAGAUUUUACCAGGCCGAAACUGACCUGAGCAUCGAUUUUGUGUACUCGUUUGAAGAAGCGUCGCGCGGGCUGCGAGAUUACAAGGAGAAUGUGUGGGUGCGCAAGUGCAUUGCCAAUAUGGUAGCUCCUAUCCGCACGGCACUGUUUGAGCUGUGGCCUGAUGGGCUUCCAGUGCGGUUCCGCGAUUUGCGCGACUCGCUGUAUGCUGUGGAUUGGAAUCUGUACGAGGCCGCCAGCGUGCCGCUAAAAGUUUUUAAGUACGGUUCCCCCUAUGUGUACGAAACGUACAACGCCCGCACAACAUUUGCACACGCACUCCCCAGCCGCACCAGCAUGGCAGGCGAGCGGCCCGCAGCCCAACAAUUACUGCAUGCGGCAACAGCGUCGCGGCCGCCAAUUUCAAUAUCCGUCAAUCGGAAGUAUUCCUCAACCAUAUCAUCUCCAGAUCCGCUAUCGGUUGCUGUUGCCAAAAAGAAGCGGAACGGAAUCAACACAACAGCACAAAACCGAGGGGCACUUAGUUCUGUAGUGGCGGGAUCAUUGAGCCCUCGAGUUUCCUCGGAAGCCGCCUCAAACAACGCUUUCAUUGACACUCGUCGCCCGUCCACAACACAUACCACGGUGCCCAACAUGGGGCUGUUUGAGCUGAUCAACACGCUGGGCCAGAUAUCAGACAGAGAGCGUGGCAUUAUCAUGUCAGCGCUGGAGAAAAUUGGGACAGUUCCUGAAGACGAGUCGCCGGCUUUUUCGACUGAAGAAAACACAUGCGCAGAACAGACACAGACACAGGCACAGACACAGAGAUCAGACAUUUACUCUGGAACAUUGAAUUCCACCACUGCAGCUGUCGUGCGACAAGGAACAAUAAAGGGCGGCCAGAAUUCGCGUGCAGCGACCGCGGCAACAAUUGCAGCAACAGCACAGCUAUACGUAGACACUGGAAACUGUGGCGGUGGCGGCGUGGUGGAUAAUAACACGAGAUGCUUGAAUACGACCAGCAACCGCUCUAGCGCCAAUGAAAACUUUGGAGCUAUGUCCGGUGUGCCAGGUGUGCGUCAGCGCCCAGCAAUAGUCAUGAGGGCCUCCAAUGAUAGCGAUGAGCAGCAGCCAGCGGACAUGAUCCGACUGCGCACACGGCCACUGACCACUAUGGCGUGCAGCAGCCGACCGCUCAGCAACAUUUUUACAAGUGCCGAUGUGAGGAUGUCAAUGGCUAAGCAGCCAAUCAAUUUGGCCAGCACAACCACACCAUUAUUUGCACAGGUGCAGGAAGCCGCAGCUGCCGCUGCUGCUGAGGAGCAGGCGAGGCUGACACAUGCGCGCAAGCUGAGCAACCGCAAAAGCGACUCGGCACUGACCACAGCAACCAGGUCAAUGCGGGCGGCAGAGAACCUGUAUUAUUGCGACUCAGUGGAUAACGAAUUGCGAUCGCCAGAGUUUACAAUCAUACACCCAGCCAUUGAUCUGAGGACGAGCGCACGCAGGGGCCGUUUCGCUUUCAUCAAGAAGAUAUCACACAUGUUGACCCCGCACUAG
Kickxella alabastrina is the source of this 2052-nucleotide messenger RNA. RefSeq lists its product as uncharacterized. The coding region runs from base 1 to 2052 and encodes 683 amino acids. The transcript has a single exon. The record is from RefSeq and is a predicted model, not a curated record. NCBI's taxonomy places the organism in Eukaryota, Fungi, Kickxellomycota, Kickxellomycetes, Kickxellales, Kickxellaceae.